Octopus bimaculoides (California two-spot octopus) is the source of this 2949-nucleotide messenger RNA. RefSeq names its product putative ATP-dependent RNA helicase DDX23. The record is from RefSeq and is a predicted model, not a curated record. Gene Ontology annotation, molecular function: ATP binding; RNA helicase activity; nucleic acid binding. Lineage: Eukaryota; Metazoa; Mollusca; Cephalopoda; Octopoda; Octopodidae.
CUCUAUAACUUAUGUCACGUGACUAGUCGCCAAGAUGGCAGCUAAUUCCAUUUCUUUGAAUGUUUUUCAAUUUAUUUCCACAACAAAACACUCAUAAUUUGGCUGACAAUUCAGUUUGACUGCAUAUCUUAGCCGUACUUUAUUCAUAGGAUUCCAUCCGUAAUUUAUAUGUCUCCUCUCUAAUUUCCAUUUAUCAAUCAGUUUCACUCCAUAUUUUUUAUCAGACGGAAAUAUUUCUCUUUCUCAAUACAUUUUAUUUACCAGAAACAUAAGGCCCCUAUCUCUCUCUCCCUAUAUAUAUAUUCACACUGUUUUUAUGUCACUCUGGGUAAGUUAACUUCGGUCCUGAUUCACGCCAAGUAUUAUUCCAUUUCACGUCAGCAGAAUGGAUGAUCACGACAAAAGGGUAGAAAAGCAUGUCAACUCUUCUGACAAAGAGGAUCUGGGUUUCGAUCGCAAGAAAGACAAAACGACUGCCGCGGUUUCCAAGUCUCCGAAACUAGAGCGAUCGAAGUCGAAAGAUCACGAAAGACGGCAUCAUAGCAAAGAAAAAUCCAAACAUCGAUCACGAAGUAGAGACAGGCAGGACAGUCGCAAUCGUGAAAGGCGUCGAAACAGAAGUCGCAGCAAGGAACGACAUCGCAGCCGAAGCAGAGAACGGCCGAAGGCAAAGCGGCACAAAGAGCAGAUCCACAAGAGUAAAGAUAAAAUCAAAGAAGAGAGGAAAGGCAAAACUGCACCUGCAAAAGUGCCUUUAUCUUUGGAGGAGUUAUUGGCAAAGAAGAAAGCUGAAGAGGAAGCUUUGAGCAAAAGGCAUGCUCGAGGUGAUUCAGGUCACAAAAAGUCAUUUGGGAAACUGCCUGCAGCAUUUAGCCGUGUAUUUUCAGAAAAAGAUCUCGAUAAUGGCCGUGAGAAAUAUGACAAGGACAACAAACGGCGAGAACGCAAGGACAAAGAAGAAGAAGACCGCAAUAAACUGCUGGACAUGAAGGACAAAGAGAAAGAAGUGGAGGCUAUUAAGGAGCGAUACCUUGGAAUUAUUAAGAAACGGCGCCGAGUUCGACGUCUCAACGACAGAAAGUUUGUGUUUGACUGGGAUGCAGGAGAUGACACGUCCCAGGAUUACAACCCCAUCUACAAGGACAGGCAUGCAGUGCAGUUCUUUGGCAGGGGCCAUGUAGCCGGAAUUGAUCUCAAGGCUCAGAAGAAGGACCAGUCCAAGUUUUAUGGGGAUCUCCUGGAAAGGAGGCGUACAGAAGCGGAGAAGGAACAAGAAAGGAAACGUUUGAAGAACGUAGCAAAGAAAGAGGCCAAACAGAAGUGGGAUGACCGACAUUGGUCAGAGAAGGACUCGCAGCAGAUGCAGGAACGUGAUUGGCGUAUAUUCAAGGAAGAUUACAACAUCACUUGUAAAGGUGGUCGGAUCCCACAUCCAAUUCGAUUCUGGCAAGAAUCAAUAUUGGCCAAAGAAAUCCUGGAUAUCAUUGACAGUGUUGGCUACAAAGAACCGACCCCCAUUCAAAGACAAGCCAUCCCUAUUGGUCUACAAAACAGGGACAUCAUUGGUGUGGCUGAGACAGGGUCUGGCAAAACAGCAGCUUUCCUUAUCCCUUUACUUGUUUGGAUUCAGUCUUUGCCAAAAAUUGAAAGAAUGGAAGAUGCCGACCAGGGACCAUAUGCCAUUAUCUUAGCUCCAACCAGAGAAUUGGCACAACAGAUUGAAGAAGAGACUAUCAAGUUUGGAACUGCCUUAGGAAUUCGUACAGUUGCUGUCAUUGGAGGUAUAUCUCGAGAGGAGCAAGGUUUCAAGUUACGACAAGGCUGUGAAGUAGUUAUUGCCACACCUGGUCGUCUGAUUGAUGUCCUGGAGAACAGGUACCUUGUAUUGAACCAGUGUACGUAUGUGGUGAUGGACGAGGCCGACAGAAUGAUUGACAUGGGCUUUGAGCCAGAAGUGCAGAAGAUUCUGGAGUUUUUACCUGUCAGUAACCAGAAACCAGACACCGAGGAGGCGGAAGAUGAUACCAAGAUGUUACAGAACUUCAACUCCAAGAAGAAAUAUCGCCAGACUGUCAUGUUCACAGCCACCAUGCCCCCUGCUGUAGAACGACUGGCAAGGACCUAUCUUCGGCGGCCAGCUGUUGUGUACAUUGGCUCUGCUGGCAAACCAACAGAGCGCGUGGAACAAAUCACGUAUAUGGUGUCUGAAAAUGAGAAACGUAAGAAGCUUCUGAGUAUACUGGAGGCUGGCACUGAACCCCCAAUAAUCAUCUUCGUUAACCAAAAGAAGGGGGCAGACGUUCUGGCCAAAUCCCUGGAGAAAAUGAAUUACAAUGCUACAACACUUCACGGUGGAAAAGGUCAAGAACAGAGAGAGUUUGCCCUGGCCAGUUUGAAAGGUGGUGCCAAAGACAUUUUGGUUGCUACUGAUGUUGCCGGGCGUGGUAUUGAUAUCAAAGAUGUAUCGUUGGUCAUUAAUUAUGACAUGGCGAAAAAUAUUGAAGACUAUACUCAUCGUAUUGGCCGAACGGGUCGAGCGGGCAAGACCGGUGUUGCAAUUUCAUUCCUGACCAAAGAUGACAGUAAUGUCUUCUAUGAUCUGAAGCAAGUAAUCAUGAGCAGCCCCGUGUCAACGUGUUCUCCAGAACUGGCCAACCACCCUGAAUCACAACACAAGCCAGGCAGCAUGUUACACAAAAAGAGGAAAGACGAGACUGUCUAUGUCAACUGAAAUGUGUGUGUGUGUGUGUGCGUGUGUGUGGAUGUUGUGCGUGUGCGUGUGUGUGUGUGGAUGUUGUGUGUUUAUGAGUCUAUCAACUGAACUCUGUGUGAUGUUCUGGAUAUGUGUGUAUGUCUAUGGACCCAUGUAUAUGUUUCCACAAGCACAACCAUAUGUGUGUGUAGUUAUGUAAUAUAUAUACACACACACACAUAUAUAUAUAUAUAUAU